Molecule: messenger RNA, 837 nt
Organism: Penicillium expansum
Lineage: Eukaryota; Fungi; Ascomycota; Eurotiomycetes; Eurotiales; Aspergillaceae
Product: arylformamidase
Exons: 2
Coding region: 1-837 (278 amino acids)
Molecular function (GO): arylformamidase activity
Source: RefSeq, a predicted model, not a curated record
AUGGCUACUGGCUACAUCCACGGCGGUGCCUGGAGGGAUCCAACAGUUACAUCAGCUUCCUUCAAUGCCACGGAAUCUAUACUUCGCGAGAAAGGCCUACCUAUUGCCGGCUUCGCCUCGAUCUCAUACCGUCUCAGCGCACACCCAAACCACCCGCAAGACCCAACAAAUACCGACCCGAAGGACUUCCAAGAUGCGAAACACCCUGAUCACAUCACCGACGUGGAGGCAGCGCUCGCGUACCUCCAGAAUACAUACGAGUUCGGUGCGCGAUACAUACUGGUUGGUCACAGUUGCGGCGCAACGCUCGCCUUCCAAGCUGUGAUGGGCGCGGUCUCAGGUCAUCGUGAAGAGGCCUUCGCUGGUCCCCGGCCAUCUACAUUGACAGCGCAGCCCACUGCUAUUGUCGGUGUGGCGGGUAUCUACGAUCUGCGACGGCUGCGGGAUACGCAUGCUAGCAUCUCGGCUUACCAGGAGUUUAUUGAAGGAGCUUUUGGGGCGAAUGAGACGCUUUGGGAUGGAGUAUCGCCGGCCCAGGUGACUGGCUCUCGUGGAGUCGAAGGCGGGUGGAAGCCUGGAAGAUUGGCGGUCCUGGCGUAUUCCAAGGACGAUGGAUUGGUGGAUGCGUCUCAGAUAGAGGUUAUGAAGGAAGCUUUGGGAAACUGGGAGAAGGCAGAGGCACAGAUACCCGUGCAAGAGGGUUCAAACCGUGCUAGACGGCUCCGCGUCUUGUCGAUCAGCGGUGUUCAUGAUGAGGCAUGGGAGAAGGGCGAACAAUUGGCUCGUGCGGUAACCUUCGCAUUCGAGCAAUUGCAGGAAAUGGGGCUGGCGCCAUAG